AUGGGUCUGUUCCAAAGUUGCAUGCGGAAGAAUAAAGUGGGCAUCCUGUCAGAUGAGGAGGAAGCUGCCUACAAAAAGAUAGAGAAGGUGAACAACGAAGAUGUGGAAGAGGAGGUUCACACUCGGACUCCAACUCUCCUAGAUGUCAUGUUUUGUGUGACAUCAAAUAAGGUUCAUAGCGAUUCCAAUAAUAUCGAAGACAUUAGAUCAGAGGUUAUCAAAAAGAGUGAGUUGGUGCACCCCACCUACAAGUCGAGUGUUCCCAAACUACCUCCAAUCAAUGGGAACAUCAUGAGAAUCCUGAUUCUUCCAAUUGACGACGAGGCCGAUUACCAGAAGUGGAAAGAUGAAACUCACAAAGUUCUUCGGGAGAAUGGUCUCUUGAAAGAAGACAAGCUGGCGGAAAGAAGAAGAAAACUGAUUGAACGGGGCAAACUGAAAAUCUAAAAAAGAAACAAAUACAUUAUCAUAAUGUAGUGAACAACAUGGAAGUGAAAACGUCCAGCUAUCAUGUUCAAAAAUAUUUAUUCAUUUACCUGCAUUUAUCUGUUUAUUGAUUUAUUUCAUCCAAUUAUAUUUUCAUUCGUUUAUUUUUUUGUGUGAGGACAGAGGGGACACCCGAGCUAUUUUAACAGUUGACAAAAUAUUUGGCUUUAAUUUGAAUUAUUUUCUUUGUUUCUUUGGAUUAUUUACUUAUAUUUGAAAUUUUAAGGAUGUGGGUCUCGAAGGCAGAUCUGAGGCUCACACUGCUGACCAAAUUUACUUUCUCAAAAUUACUUUUUUGGUUUUCUUUUAUAAUCACAUUGCAGAAUUACCAGAACAAAAUUAAUUCACAUCUUUCGGAACUUUCGACCCAGGGAAUAUCCAUUCCGCGAACAGAAGGAAUAGUGUUCCCUGUCAAAAACGUGAAAUGAUUAAUAUCUACUUCUAUGUUUAGAGAUGUGUAAAGUACAUAAGUUCCGUU
Messenger RNA from Saccostrea echinata, 964 nucleotides. RefSeq lists its product as uncharacterized. NCBI's taxonomy places the organism in Eukaryota, Metazoa, Mollusca, Bivalvia, Ostreida, Ostreidae. The record is from RefSeq and is a predicted model, not a curated record. Bases 1 to 447 code for a protein of 148 amino acids. The transcript is spliced from 2 exons.